ACUAAAACCUUCUCACAGUGAACCCUGUUCACCGAGCUCAAAAGGUUGUCACAUUUAUUUAAGGAAAAUUCUAAAAAAUAAUUUAUAGGCAAGAUGGCUUCAGGAGAGGAAGAGGAAUACACAGAAGAGGAGACCAACGAGGCCAUGUUAUUCAUACAAGAGCACGAGCUGCCCAUGUCAGAGUUGGGUUGUGCUCUCAAGUAUGUCCGUAUUCUACACGGGAACCCAUCCCAAGACGAUAAGGUGAUGCCAGCUUUGAUGACCCAGAAUCCUGUUGCAGAGGUGGAGCCACCGCCUUUAGACUGGGAGGACAAGGAGAUCCAAUCCGUAGCCCGUGACCUGUAAAAGUAUUAUAUGUUUUAUAAUGUUCUAUUUCGUUUGUGUUAAUUGCCUUGAGAGCUCAGAAAACUCAAAUAAAUAAACUCCU
Messenger RNA from Drosophila suzukii, 427 nucleotides. RefSeq lists its product as uncharacterized. Lineage: Eukaryota; Metazoa; Arthropoda; Insecta; Diptera; Drosophilidae. The record is from RefSeq and is a predicted model, not a curated record.